AUGAAUAAAUUUUUUUUAACAUUUUAAGAUGAAGAGAUAGAAAAGCACUACUAGGAUAAUAAACUAAAAACUCUCUAAUAACCUAUUUUUUAUUGGCUUCUUGCUAUGACAUUUGCUUUAAACCUAUUUAAAGUUUGUCUUGACUAUGCAUAUUAUUCAGUGGAUAAUUCAAGUUGGAUGAAUAUAAGUUUUUUAUCUUUAACAAUAAUUGAAUUAUUCUUAGCAUGCUACAAAAAAGAAUACAUAAAGUAUGCUUUAAUAAUUUCAAACCUUUCAGCAGGAUUGUUGCAAAUUAAUUUUAAUGAAAAUAACACUUUUCCUUAGGAAUAUUAUUCUUAUGGUAGCUAUUAUGCCAUGCUAUCUGUAGUUGUUUAUUUUAUGACUGAUUUUCCUUACAGCCUUUUUUAGGUGAUUGCACAUUUGAGUAUGAAAAUCUUUUUUACUACCAUAAAAAGUCAAAGAGUUGAUAUGUUAGGAGUAGUCUUAGGACUAAUUACAAGUGUGUUCUUAGUUUUAACAUUAUAUAUUUGUGAUUGGAAUUCCAGAAGAUAAUUCUUACUUAAUUUGAGAGAAGUUAGAUGGGAAGAGUCUUUACCUAUUAUUAUCAAAAAACCUUUUUUUUUAUUUUCUUAUAAAAACAAAAAUAUGUCCUUUUAAGUCAAUAGAUCUUUAAAUCAUGAAAUCUUUCCCUAUUUUAAUUCAGAUGAUUGCAGUGGUUGUAAUUUCAGAUUUUUAUUAAGAAUAUGCAAAGUAGAAAAUAAUAAUUUAGAAAAUUACUUAUUUAAUAAAAAAAAUGAAUAAUUAGAUUUAGACUUGGUAUAUAAAAACAAAACUCAUAGAUUUGAACUAAGAAUUUGCUCUAUAGGAUUGGAUAAAAUUUAUUAUCUUCUAAUUUUGAAGAAACUUAAAUCAUUGGAAUUAAAUUACAUUCCUAAAUAAACAAAUAUUCGUUAAAAGAUAUUUCAAAUUAAAAAGACACAAAUCAAAUAUUAGCAUUAAAAACAUUUCUUACUUGGUGUAUUUUCAAUGUUUCUCUAUAACAAUAAAGAUGUUUCUUCAAUAAAUUUAGUUGA
This is a messenger RNA of Paramecium sonneborni, 1073 nucleotides long. Lineage: Eukaryota; Ciliophora; Oligohymenophorea; Peniculida; Parameciidae. The record is from the annotation of a GenBank genome assembly.